Messenger RNA from Phymastichus coffea, 1153 nucleotides. RefSeq lists its product as uncharacterized. Lineage: Eukaryota; Metazoa; Arthropoda; Insecta; Hymenoptera; Eulophidae. The coding region runs from base 78 to 1067 and encodes 329 amino acids. The record is from RefSeq and is a predicted model, not a curated record. The transcript is spliced from 2 exons.
CAAUAUUAUGAUUGCAGUUCUCAAUUGCUCGUUGGUGAAUUCGUUAGUGAACUCAUGCAAAAAGCAUACGGAAUAUCAUGCGCAUAAACAUUAUGAUGCGAAGCGUCAUCUGUUCAAUCCUCUUGGGAACUGCAGUGCAGGCCGCUUCUUUGGCAGAAAAGUUAUCCGAACACAAUGAUGGAAGCCCCAGCCUCGAUCGCAAACUACCAACUCCAUCUGGACUUUCCGUCCAAGGUCCAAACGAACAGAGUUCGCUUGCACCAACACCACAGGUUUCAUUACCAAAACUGCCACCACCGUCUCUAGGCAUGGAGCACGGUAUGCCACCACCACCAGGAGCGGCAGCUCCUGCGUCGACAUCGGCUACCGCUGCGCAAGCAGGUCAAUCAGCGACAGCUUUACAUCAGAUUCCACCUCCACCACCCUCACACAUAAUACCGCAACUAGGCUCUGCAAGCCACAAAGUUGUUUCAAACCAUCAAUCUUUUCAAUUAUCUCAGUCAAGUUUCCCAGGUUCUCCACCUUUACCAGCGUUAUCGUUGCCCCAACAAAGGCCAUUACCACCGCCGCCACCACUACCACCACUACCAUCUCUAUCAAUAUCCAAACCAAACCUUCCAUCGCCUCUAUCUUUAUCAGUAGCCAAACAAGGACCGCCGAAGUUUCUAACUUUAUCUUUAUCUCACCAAAACUCUCUAUCUCUUCCAUCUUUAUCGAUAUCUAAACAAGAUCCUCCAACGUCUUUAUCUUCAUCAAAAUCUAAAAAGAGCCCUCCACCGCCUCCAGAAAAUGUACAAAACUCGCCAAGUUCUUCACCCGCACCAGUAUCCCAAGAGGAACCUUAUCCAACCACAUUAUCAGCUGUGUUCACAACAUCUCAGGGCCCUGCAACGACCUCGACUUCCAUUUCUUUCCAAUCAGUCAGUAGAUCGGUACCAGCAGAUGACGUUGGUACCUCCACUAGUCAACAAUCUGGAGUCUCGUCUCCACCACCGAGUGGAGUGCAAGCUGGUGUCACCCAAAGUCACGGUGAACCUAAAUUCAACGUUUUUGCUAUUAAAGCUUAAUUCUUAUAUAACUCAUAUACUCAAUAAAUCCAAUGUACGUAUAUAUUUUUCUCAGCAUACAAUAAAUAAAAUUAAAUAAAUUUCUA